GCAGACGGAAAUAGCAUAGUCGACUACAUAUGGAAACAACAGAGGAAAUACAUGAGUCUAUUAUUAUUUUCUGAAUGCGAAGCUGUUAUACUACCCUUGGUGAAAUGAGACCAUGUAAUUGGACAUAUACACAGAUGAUUCUGCGUAUUCUCAACCCUUCCCUUCCGUGGAUUAGUCAUGACUAAAGGCCAGCCUGAGUGGUCCAACAUGGAGAGGAGAAAAUAACACGGGCAUUGGAAAGAGGAGACGAAAACCUUCCAGGCCCCUACAAGUAGACAUAAUCCCCAGUGUGCUACAGAGGGAGACGUAGAAAGUGAGUGCUAGAGAGAGUGAGAGCGAGAGAGGAGGAGGGGAGAGAGAGAGAGAGAAGGACGGUGGGUAGAGAGUGAGUGGAGGGAUAGAAAGAAGAAGCGAGAGUGUGACAAUGGCGUUCCUGGACAACCCCACCAUCAUCCUGGCCCACAUUCGUCAGUCCCACGUGACCAGCGAUGACACGGGCAUGUGCGAAAUGGUGCUCAUAGACCACGAUGUGGACUUGGAGAGGUGCCAGUCCACCGGCCUGUCUGGGGACGGAGGCUCGGCCUUCGGCUCCGGCCAGUUAGGGGACAGCGGGAGCGAGGGCCAGGCCUGCGAUCUCUCCCAGUCCGUGGACAUCACCUCCAGCUGGGACUUUGGAAUCCGCCGGCGCUCCAACACAGCUCAAAGGCUGGAACGACUGAGGAAGGAGAGACAAAACCAGAUCAAGUGCAAAAAUAUCCAGUGGAAGGAAAGAUCCUCUUCCCAGUCAGCGGAAGACUUGGGCUCGCUGUUUGAGAAGAAGGACUUCAAGGAGCGGCCUCGGAGCACGGGCACCAAGUCCACCCUCUCCCUGCGGCUGGAGCAGUGUCCUCAGCAGCUCAACAACCCCUUCAACGAGUACUCCAAAUUCGACGGCAAGGGCCAUGUAGGUACCACAGCAACCAAAAAAAUUGACGUCUACCUCUCGAUGCAGUCGGUUCAAGAAAAGGUGCACCCCAUGACGGUGGUCACCAUGGCGAAUGCACGGGUUCACGACCUCAUUGGUCUGAUCUGCUGGCAGUACACCAGCGAGGGGCGGGAACCCAAGCUCAACGAGAACGUGAAUGCCUACUGCCUGCACAUCGCCGAGGACGACGGGGAGGUGGACACGGACUUCCCCCCACUGGACUCCAACGAGCCCAUCCACAAGUUCGGCUUCAGCACACUGGCCCUGGUCGAGAAGUACUCCUCCCCCGGCCUGGCCGCCAAGCAGUCGCUGUUUGUGAGAAUAAAUGCGGCGCAUGGUUUCUCUCUGAUCCCAGUGGACAGCCUGAAGGUGACCAUGAAGGAGAUCCUGCAGAGGGCCUUGAAGAAGAGGAAGGGCUCCCAGAAAGGCUCAGGUCCCCUGUACAGGUUGGAGAAGCAGGCGGAGCCCAACGUGGCGGUGGACCUGGACAGCACACUAGAGAGCCAGAGCACACUGGAGUUCUGCCUCGUCCGAGAAAACAGCUCGAGAGGUGAGGAGAGCUCAGAGGAGGACCCUCCCAUAGACAUCACCACCGUGCAGGACAUGCUGAGUAGCCACCACUACAAGUCCUUCAAGAUCAGCAUGAUCCACAAGCUGCGCUUCACGACGGACGUACAGCUGGGCAUCUCGGGAGAGAAGGUGGAGAUCGACCCGGUCACCAAUCAGAAGACGAGCACCAAGUUCUGGAUCCGACAGAAGCCCAUCUCCAUCGACUCUGAUCUGCUGUGUGCCUGCGACCUGGUGGAAGAGAAGAGCCCAAGUCAUGCAAUAUUCAAACUCACAUAUCUCAGCAAUCACGACUACAAGGCUCUCUACUUCGAGUCUGAUGCUGCUACAGUCAACGAGAUCGUGCUCAAGGUGAACUACAUCCUAGAGUCCAGGGCCAGCUCGUCGCGCGCCGACUACUUCGCCCAGAAGCAGCGCAAGCUGAGCCGCCGCACCAGCUUCAGCUUCCAAAAGGACAAGAAGUCGGGCCAGUAGCUGAGCGGAACAUAUACACCAGUGGCCUCCGCGUCAGCGUCUGCAUCAGCCCCGCGCAGCUGCAAGGCCACGAGGAAGAGGAAGAGCGGACGGACAGGAGAGGAGAGGCUGGUGACGAGAAACCAACACACGAGACUGAAAGAUUUAGUGAGGGGAGGUCGAGAAGGAGAAGAGAAGAGGGGGGGAUGGGAGGAAAAGGAGGAAUAAAGAGGGCUGGGGAAGAGGGAGUGCGGGGAAAACUAUAGAGAGGUUGAAAUGAUGGAAGAGAAAUUAAGCGUGAAGGGAACGUUGGAAAAAGGAGCACAGGAAUGAAAGAGAGGGUUGAGAAAGGACGGACGGAAUGAUGAGAGGAAAUUUGGUUGGAGGAGGUGGCGGGGGAUGAUAAAGAAAAUGUGUUGGGCCUUUUUGUGGCUCCUGGCAUUGAGCCGCUCGUCAGCCAUAUCAGAAUAACCAAACUCUUCCUGUUGACGCCUGUCGUUGACAAACAAACUGACAUGACGCGAACGAAACAACGGGCGAAUCCUCAACCAGUGAGGAACAAGCAAAAACAAACAAACAAAAAAAAAUUGUUAUUCGCACUAAUGUUUGGUUGGGGUUGAGAGGUAGAGGAGGGCGGAGGGGGGUUGUCAAUACCAAGUAAAUCUGCAAAUCCUAAUUUCAUCCACUGCCUGCUAAUGAACUGUAUGAAAAAAUGUGUAUCAAAUAUGCGAGAAGGUAAUAUAUAGUAAAAAAAAAAAAAAAAAAAGUCAAAGCUGCGAUGAGUGUGAAAAUUGUACUGACUCCCCCGCUUCAACCCAUAUAUGUAUCACAAACAUUAAACUCUAUCAGACUGGUGGUGUACAUUGAUAUGUAAAGGGAACAUCCUUGCAUUAAACAAACACAUGUAAAUAGCAACUGCAUUCAGGGUAACACGAUAAGACUAAAACCUGUUCUGGCCAUAGUGACUUCAGUGCCUGAUACCGUUCAAGUAAAGCGACACUUAGGUUCUGUGGGGUGUGAGGGGUUUUAAACGAUGAAUUUCAAUCAAGGCAUUUCCACAACAGAGGUAGAGAUCAACCGCGAAACCUCACUUUUUAACAGUGUGUGGAGGUGGGACAAGGAAGGCAACGGAGAGAUAACCAAUUUUUUUUUUUUUUUUUUUUUUUUUUUUUUUUUUUAAAUGAUCAAACAAAAAUGAAAUUAUUACGUGUACUUUUUACUGUGAUCUAUUAAUGUUUUUUUUUUUUCUCUGUGCAUUGUAUCUAUGGACUGUAAUAUAUCGAACCAAGCACUGUCUGUUAAACAGAUGAUAAAAUGUUUGUUCCGACUGUCCUAUUGGGCUGCAAUUAGGGAAUGUAUGACAUUUUUACUGCAUUGUGUGUCUCUCAGUGUUUCAAAGCGAUAACGUGUGUUUAUGCUCUGCUGGUUCUCUGCCUCGGGAUGUUGAUUUUUCUUUUCUCUUUUGCUUUCACUUUCGUCUCUGUUUCCUAACAACAGGGACCCACAAACAAUGUAACCAACUCCAAAAGCUGCUGUCUAAAUGGAUUCAGGGUGUGUGUUCAGAUCCAAACCGUGUUCCGACUCAGGUCUCCUACUGCCAUGUUAUGCUGACUGACUUUAGAGGAUUGUUUUUUUUUAAGUUUAUUUUUUUCCUCUUCCCUCUGUGUGAGUGGAAAGAAUAUGUUGUACUCAGUGCAGCCACGCCACAGUAUUGACAGAUUGAUUCUGCUGGAAGAAGUACUCCCAGUCUGGGGACUCAACAGUGAACGAUAUUAAAAACAAAAGACAUUUCAAAUGAAACUUUAUUUAUAGUGUGGAAGGCUACGAUGGACUGGUGCUUGUCAUGCACCCUACGGAAUCGACUUUAUUUGCUACAGUACAUAUAUACUGUAUAUAAGUAGAUUUUCUAAUUAAAGAAUGAACUUGA
This is a messenger RNA of Alosa alosa (allis shad), 3911 nucleotides long. RefSeq names its product MAPK associated protein 1 (gene mapkap1). Gene Ontology annotation, biological process: TORC2 signaling. Bases 425 to 2005 code for a protein of 526 amino acids. The transcript has 12 exons. The record is from RefSeq and is a predicted model, not a curated record. Gene Ontology annotation, molecular function: phosphatidylinositol-4,5-bisphosphate binding. Gene Ontology annotation, cellular component: cytoplasm; TORC2 complex; plasma membrane. Lineage: Eukaryota; Metazoa; Chordata; Actinopteri; Clupeiformes; Clupeidae.